AUGGCUGACGAAACGAUUGCCCAACGGGCAUACAUUAAAGAAAUUUCGAGUGCCAUACCCGAAUUCAACGGCCAAAAAUUACAUCUACAACGAUUUGUAACGGCCUUGAAGUUAGUUAACCUAACGAAGGGAACAUUCGAACACAUAGCUGUAGAAGUGAUCAAAUCCAAAAUUGUUGGAUCAACACUAUACAGAGUUCAAGAUGAAACGACCAUACUUGCGAUAAUCAAGAAGUUGCAAGACACCAUAGUCGGUGAAACAUCCGACGUAAUAAAGGCGAAAAUGGUCAAAACCAUCCAGAAAGGCAAAACUGCCGAAAAGUUUACCACUGACAUAGAUAAUUUACGUAAGCUCCUCGAAGCUUCGUAUAUUGAUGAAGGCCUCUCAGCCGAACACGCUGACAAAUUCAGCACGAAGGAAGCCAUCGCCACAAUGGUUAAAAAUUGUGAGCAUGGCCGACUUAAGACAAUAUUGGAAGCUGGUAACUUCACAACCAUGAAUGAAGCCGUCACCAAGUACAUACAAUGUAGUACCGAAAUGACGGGUAAUGCCAACGCCAUAUUGUACACACAGAGAGGUAACAACUAUCGCGGUAAUAAUUACAGAAAUAAUUAUCGCGGUAGGGGUAAUAACCGAGGUAACUACCGAAAUAAUGGCUAUUACCAGAAUAACCAAAAUAACGGUUAUAACCGCAGCUAUAAUAAUAAUAACAAUAAUUAUUAUAGAGGAAACAACCGUGGCGGAAACAACCGCAGCGGGAAUAACAGCAAAGCAAUGUCCGAGUAG
Molecule: messenger RNA, 786 nt
Organism: Drosophila kikkawai
Lineage: Eukaryota; Metazoa; Arthropoda; Insecta; Diptera; Drosophilidae
Source: RefSeq, a predicted model, not a curated record